AUGGUCGACGAAGAAUCAGGCUGUCAUCUGCGUAAGCGGCGUUUCGCUGGUACCCCGAACUUGGCCUUGAACCUUGACGUGGGGUAUCAGGUUAAUGAAGGGAGUAGUGGACUUGGUACCCCUUCACCGGGUUACAGUAAAGCAGCACCAACACCAACGUCAGCGCAGCUACGUCGGGAGUUUAGAAAUAAGCAACAAUCCCUUGAUAUCCCAAUAGAAGACUGUGAAGAGAUAGAAAUAAUAAUAGAGAGUGACGAAGAAGGUGAUAAAGAAGAGGAAAACGCAUCUGCCGUCAUCAAAGUUGAUCGUCCUGUUACACCAACACCUGUACAGGACUUUGGGGCGAGUGUUGUGUACACAGAAGGACCACAAGCGAUGGACUUCCUCAACGUAAAUGCGAUAGAACACGACUGCUACACUGAUGUAUCGGAUGCUGACUCUGAUGAAGAAGACAACUAA
Pieris macdunnoughi is the source of this 459-nucleotide messenger RNA. The record is from the annotation of a GenBank genome assembly. Lineage: Eukaryota; Metazoa; Arthropoda; Insecta; Lepidoptera; Pieridae.